CGUCAAUAACAAGCAUUCUCUGUACGCAGUGUGGCCAACCCCCUUGUGUGCACGAGCCAUACUUCAAGACGACGGACGACGGACGACGACGACGACGACGACGACAAUUGUGCAGUGGCUCGAGUGGUUGGUACUCGUGGAGGCUCUCUUUCUCUGUGCGACGCUUCCACUUCUGCGUGGGCUUCAAGCUUGGUCAAGAACUGGCCACAACAGCACUGGAGCCCCACUCACUUCAACGAACGACACGACUAUGGCGCCUGCGUCAUUCGAGGCCUCCCUGCCUAAAGCCCCGCUCAAAGGCCUGCCCGUAGACGAAGGACGUGACGACGUCGAAGCGAACACGAGCACAUCGAGAAGGCUCCAGAACUGGGAAGCUCACCGGGGUCGCCGACUCCGACUCUUCCGCUCUAGAAAGAGAGUUGAAUUGUCUUACGGCGUGCAGACGCUCGCGGCAAUUCCUAUUUGGGAGAAGUUUCGGUUCGCUUCCGAAGAGCCCCUCUACAAUACCAGCCAGGCUCCGUUCGGGUGGCCACAAUGUUGGUCCUGGCACGCGCCUGCCGAGAGCCUGGCAGCCCAAGAGAGCAGCGAUGAGAGACAUCGGCGCCUGUAUCAGUGGCGUCGUCACCGAAGUGACGAGGUUCCUGCGCUGGCCCCUGGAGAAACUGUUUCGGGACCGGCGACACUCACGAAGUCCACCGCUGGCGGACGAUGGGAGCGGAUCCUUGGCCUGCGAGACCGUAACCAUAAUCGUUCGUCCCGGCUGGGCGAAAAACACGCUCGAUCGCUGGCUCGUGGUCAUUAA
Dermacentor albipictus is the source of this 802-nucleotide messenger RNA. RefSeq lists its product as uncharacterized. The record is from RefSeq and is a predicted model, not a curated record. Lineage: Eukaryota; Metazoa; Arthropoda; Arachnida; Ixodida; Ixodidae.